AUGGAUCUGAGCGAAGAUGAAGAUUUAUUAAACAUUGAAGAAGAAGGGGAAAAUGAGAGCCAAAAAGAAGAAGUAGAUUCUGUAAUUGUUGAAGAUAUUCGACGUCGUCUUUUCGAUGUAUUCAAGAUGUUUGACGAGGAUUCUGAUGGUUUGAUUGAAACCGACGAUGUGAGUCACGUUCUCCGAAGCUUUGGAUUGAACCCCAGUCAAACGGAAUUGCAAUUGGUCAGUGAACAAACUGCAAAGAAAAAUGGAAGAGUUUCAUUCGAUGACCUUCUGCCCCGUGUCGUAUUGGCAAUUCAAAAUGAAGAAUGGAAAGAUGAUACUCCGAAACAAAUCCAUGCUGCAUUUCAAGUAAUAACAUCUAAUAAUUAUGUUCAAAAAGAUACAUUAUUGCAAUUGCUCACUUCAAUUGGAGAACCAUUGACUCCACAAGAAGUUAAGCAAUUUCUGAAUCAUGUCAGCAUUCGAGCAAAUGGAGAUAUUGACUGGGUUUCGUAUGUUAAAGACACUUGCGAAAUGAUUACUUCUAGAGAUUAA
This is a messenger RNA of Caenorhabditis elegans, 540 nucleotides long. RefSeq names its product EF-hand domain-containing protein (gene cal-7). Gene Ontology annotation, molecular function: calcium ion binding. The transcript is spliced from 3 exons. The record is from RefSeq and is marked reviewed. The coding region runs from base 1 to 540 and encodes 179 amino acids. Lineage: Eukaryota; Metazoa; Nematoda; Chromadorea; Rhabditida; Rhabditidae.